Fusarium falciforme is the source of this 366-nucleotide messenger RNA. RefSeq lists its product as hypothetical. Lineage: Eukaryota; Fungi; Ascomycota; Sordariomycetes; Hypocreales; Nectriaceae. The transcript has 2 exons. The record is from RefSeq and is a predicted model, not a curated record. Bases 1 to 366 code for a protein of 121 amino acids.
AUGCCGACCACAAAGAAAGUCACCAACGAAGCCACCGGGCCUCAACGUGCGAGCGAUUUCAAUGGUGCGCUACAAGCCGUGCCAGGACAGUCCGCCAUGAUGCACGUGUUGCAAUACUCAUACAUGGCACAGACUACACUUCGGAAGUGCGACUUUGAGGCGCUGAUCGAGGCGUCCCAAGAGGCGGGCAAGAUCCUGCAUGAAUGCGGUUCACCGAUUGACUGCACAGGAAGUCAAACUUGGCCUGAGGAUGCGGAAAGGAUCAACGCGCAGAUCAAGGAAAAGUACAGCGAGUUUCCAGCAGUUACCGGCGGAUUUAAGAGACAUGUUGAGCAUGCGAGGGCCGCGAUCGCAGCGAGCAAGUGA